CAAAGAGAGCAAAAAGGAGGGCGAGAAAAAUAAAUUAACAAACAGGUAGUAAAGAGAAAACGCAUAAAAAAAGGGGGCAAAAGGAAAGGAAAGCUGUCAAGGCCUCCCUCUUCCUUUCUUUUAAAAAACCAUUCAAUACACUACUCCUAACACCCAAAACCAUACAGUUGAGCAAGUGCAAGAUCUGAAGGGCAAGAAAUAAAGCACAGAAUAGAAGAAGUUAGGAGAAGAAGAGAAAAGAUGAAGGGAAGAGAAGGGAAAGCAGCUCCUUCAGCUGAUCUAUUGGUAUGUUUUCCAUCUAGAGCCCAUCUAACGCUAAUGCCCAAGCCCAUAUGCAGUCCAGCUAGGCCUUCGGAACCAAGCAAGCGCCACCAGCACCAGCACCAGCACCAGCACCACCAGCACCACCAUAACCACCCCCACCACCUCAAGAAAUCUAGCACCAGAAAUGGUGGCCAAGCCAGCCCACUCUUAUGGGCCAAAACCAAGCCAAUGGGCACGGAAAUCUCCGAACCAACGUCUCCCAAAGUCACCUGCGCUGGCCAGAUCAAGGUCAGGCACAAAACCAGUUCCUGCAAGAAUUGGCAAUCAGUCAUGGAGGAGAUUGAGAGGAUUCACAACAACAAAAAGCACAAGAAGAGGCCCACUUGGGUUGAAGCGCUAGGGUUUAAGAAAGAAAUCAUGCAGUUCUUGACAUGCUUGCGAAGCAUAAGAUUCGAUUUUCGGUGCUUCGGGUCUUUUCCUGAAUCGGGAAACACUUCUGAUGAUGAAGAAGAAGAUGGAGAUCAAUAUCAACAUAACCAAGUGGGUGUAGAGGAGAGUGAUGAUAAUGAAACUUCAAGAACUAUCUUUUCCAAAUGGUUUAUGGUGUUGCAAGAAAAUCAGAGCUGUGGCUCCAAUAAAGAAGAAAUAAAAGAGAAAAGCAAGUCAUACGGUGAAGAAUCUGCGGUUGCACCUUCAGUUCCUCCUCCAAAUGCUCUCUUACUAAUGCGUUGUAGGUCUGCCCCCUCAAAAAGCUGGUUAGAAGAGAAAGACAAAGAAAAGGAAAAAGAAGAAGAGGAAGAAGAAGAUCAAGAAGCAAAGAAAGCAAUGUUAAUUAUGGAGGAAGAGAAUAAAAAGAAGAAAGAAAAUCUGGUGGUGAUGAAAUAUAACAAUGAUUUCUACAAAUUUUCUUCCGACAUUGCAAAGGAGACUUGGGUCGUUGGUGGAGCCAGAGAUCCAUUAUCAAGAAGUCGAAGUUGGAAAAGAUGACGAUCACGGUGACUACUGUUUUUCCCUUCCUCCCCAUUUUCUUCUUCUAAAUUUCCUUCAAACAUUUAUUUUCUGUAAUUUGAUUUUUAAUUUUCCCCCACUUGUCGUUUCUUGUGUGGCAAAUCCAAAUGAGAUGGCCAUCUUUAGUUUACUUAUUUUAUCUGUUCCAAGAUUUGAAUUAUGUAUUAAAUAUGUACAGCUUUUUUUCCCUUCGAUUGGGAAAAAAAGAUUUUGCUGCCAUGUACAUUUUGUGAUGUAGUUUUCAAUCCAUAAUCUUAUUGUGUGAAGGACAAAAUACGUUGCUUAGAA
Messenger RNA from Vitis riparia (riverbank grape), 1560 nucleotides. RefSeq lists its product as uncharacterized. NCBI's taxonomy places the organism in Eukaryota, Viridiplantae, Streptophyta, Magnoliopsida, Vitales, Vitaceae. The record is from RefSeq and is a predicted model, not a curated record. Bases 241 to 1251 code for a protein of 336 amino acids. The transcript has a single exon.